UACGAUUUAUGAAAUCAGCUGUUCGUCACAUCUGGUCACAUCGAGGAGCAUCGAGGAAGAACUCGGUGCGACACCGUGGUCUAGAUCUCGGAUUGUAACGCGGCGAUCCGAGUUUCGAAAAUUCAUGCCAGUUUAGAUAACAAUGUGUAUUUCCUUGUUGUGUUGUUUUCUGUGACUCCUAGAUGUUCCAAAUUCCGCCUUCAUUGAAAACGUUUCGAUCUACGGUCGUCCAAAAUGACAGGAUUGCUGGCAAUAUGCAUCAUUUGUUUUAUUGUCUAUUGCAGUUUUACAUGGAUUCUCCCAAGAGGUCUGGCAUGGCUAGUGAAAAGGCGCUACAGAAUCCAUCUCCGUGUUGGUCACAUAUCUCUACCCUAUUUUAUAUUACGUGACGUUAUAGUUUCUAAAAAUGGUUUCACAGUUCAAAUGGAAAAGAUCACCCUCCGCAGUAGUUUAUUUAGUAGUGAAGUAGCAAAAUUACUUGAAGUCGUGAUGCAUGAUGUGAGAAUCAAUAAGGAUGUUCCUGUUAGGCCACAUUGUGAACCAAGAGACUUAGGCAAGCCCUAUGACUUCAGGAACAGGAAGAUUCCUACGAUCAUCAUAACCUUUGUUCAGUUCAUGGCUGUUCACGUGGAGAAUUUGAGUCUCUUGGCUCUAGGGAACGGUUGGUUGGCGAAUGGAAGUGCUGAGAGUCUUAGUUUGGAUGGCAGUGUGGUUCAUGGAGCUCGCACGUUGUUGGCAUCAGCUGUGGUAACCGGAGGGGCGAUGAAACUGUUACGACAUGCAUCAGACGCUUGUCUCUCUCAAUUAAGUUUUGCUGGAACAAUCGAAGCGACUUUGAAGGCCCAAGGCGAGCUUACUGUAGAGAAAUUGUUUAUCGGAGUGACACAGACAGAAGGUUCUGGAGGAGCUGGUCUCCUUCAGUUCCUCAGGGACAGAAAAUCGUUAACACCCGGAAGAGCACAGAGCUACGAUUCUGCACCGUCCGAUCAACCGGCCAGCGAUCUUUUGGCUAGGUUAGCACCGAUUUUGCCCAAGAAUCUCACUUUGAAGAUGGGUAGCUCUUCUGUGAUAGCUGGACGAGAGGAAGGCACGAUCGUCGGGCUCGAAGGCAUGAUGAAGAGCCUCGAGGUCGAUGCUACCUUUCAGCCCGAAGGACCGAACGUUCAUCUUGCUGUUAAUUUAGAAGGACUUACCAUUCGUGGCAAACAUCCGGUUUUGUCUCUACGAUCCUUGUCCAUUGAAUCAGGAAUGAAGGACGACGUACUUCGUAUCGAAAGCCAAUUGAACAGUCUUUACAUGACUUACGAUCCUCGUGACUGGGAAUCGAUUAUUUCGAAUGCUACGCAAGAUAUUCCAACGCCCGACGUUCACAUCGCCUCGACAGCCAAGUUUCCAUGGCUUGAAAUCCAAGCUACUACAGAAUUGCACGAUGGUUCACUAAUCGUCAGACUUCCCGACGUUCCGGACGUUCCCGAUGCUUGCUGCAGCGUUGCUCACGUUAGCCUUUCAUUGGAUCGCCUCGCAGAAAAUUCUGCAAAGCACAAUAGGUGGAACACUAAAUUGAUGAUCGGUUCUUUACGAUGUGCUCUCAGCGGUACAGAACCAGGAAUUCCUGAGGCUGCUCAUAAUUGGGGAAAUCCACUAUCUAUCGGUGUUCUCGUAGCUACUACGGGCCCCAACGCAGUCGGCAUUGUUCUCGAUACUUUAAGAACUGAGUGGAGUCUUGAAUUUGCCAGAUUCCUUCAGCAAGGAUUCAGAUAUUACAACGAGCACAAACGACUCAAGUCAGUAGAAAUAUCGAAAGAGAAAAGCAACGUGGAUGCUGUGCAAUUGAACCUCAAAGUUUCCAACUGCAAUUUGUUCUUCAUAGCCGAGAACGAAUUGUCUGUGAUGUUGAGACUCGAUUCGGCGACUUUGGAGCACAGUGCGAAACGCUUCGUUGGUGUUUCGGAGGGUGUAUGUGCAAUAACGUUGAACAAGAAUGAACCCAUAAUGUGCGAGCAUGCACAGUCGCUGAAGCAGCCAUUCCUCGCAGUGAGAAGAUGCAAAGGAGCGAUAACGUCAGAUGUGAUAAACGUUAGUCUCGACGGAACGAACAUAACGUGGAGUCCGAAUUUGCAUCUUCGAUUGUUGCAUCUUUGGCGGGAAUCCGCGGACUUCCGUUCGACUUUCUCUAGCGACGAGGCCGAAAAUAAUAAAGUGACAAAGCCCAAACGGAGCCUUGAUCUUCUGGCAACCGGUGGAAUAGCUCUGACGAUUGAUAUUUCGCCUCAACACUUCCUCGAACUCUCGUCCGAUCAAUUACGUUGCUCGAACGGCGAAUGGACCCUGAACUUUUUGCGAAUGGCCCUCGACUUAUCCGAAAUCAUAACAAUUGAGGGAUUCGAAAUUGUACGACUCCGCGACAGCGCAGAGGUCCGAAUCGAGAGACAAAACAACGAGGGAUUCGAACUCGAUUGGAACGAAACGUGGAUGUGCAGUAUCGAAUCUGCCAAAGCUUGUUUCCCUUACGAGCAUCAAUUCACCGAUGCCAUUCAGAACGAACUUUUCAGUAUAAGAAAGUGGUUGAAGGAAAUUCACUCUUCCGGAUCUCCCAAAGACAAACCUGUACCCAGCGACCUCGUUAUAAAGAUAAAAGAAUGGGUGUUUGAGGUCAGCGACGAUCCGUUCGAGGUACGUUUGCGCGACAAUUACGAGCUUCUGGAGGACGAGUACAAGGAGUCAUUGAAGCGUCAGGCGAUGUUGGAUGGUAAAGUGCAAGAAUUGCGACGCGCGCAUUUGAUUCUAGCGCAGGACAAAGUGGAAGAAUUGUAUGCGAGUUUGAGUAAAAAGAAUGCGGAGAUAUACGUUCAGCGUUGGAGGCAAAUGCAGCGAGCGGGCCCGGUCCGGACUCGUUUGUUUGCUUGGACGAUGCAGGAUCUGGAGAUAAUAGCAUUGGCAGAUCCGACGAUUCACGGUACAGAACGAGCGGUGAAGGCACUCGUCGAGAUGGACAGUGAAACGCCGUGGCCGGAGGACGGUCUCGAGUUCAAUACCCUCUGGGUGCGCGGCAUAUCGGUCAAAUGUGCCGAAUGGAAGUUGCAAUUGCGGGAUUUUCCACAACCGCUCUUGCUCGUCGAAGGUUUGAGCAUUUGGGGUCGUUUGGCGGGUGCUGAAGCUCUGGCACACUCCCGAGCUCGCAGAACGGUCAGGAUCGAAGUCGGAUAUCCCUGGGACGAUAUCGUGGUAGAGCGGGGAAUGACAUCACUCAAAUACUACCACGAUUUGAACUGGGACAUCGACAAAUUUCGUUACGCCUUCGGUCCAUGUUGGGAGCCCGUGAUAGCUCAGUGCAAUCUUAGUUUCGAAAAAAUUCUCCACCCCUCUCGGGAUCCGAGUCCACCUUUGCCGUUCUGGGACAAAAUGCGAUUGGCGCUUCAUGGACGAUUGACACUUUGUGUGAAACAAUUGACCGUCUUAUUCCACGCUUCUCUGGAUCCUUACAACACGACCGAAGAGAUGGAAGUGACCUGGUCGAGCCUCGAGCUCGAUUGGACACUCGGCAAAAUAAUAAUCAAAGGAGAUUUGGACGUUUACGUGAGAACAGCGAGUAAAUACGACGACUGUCGUUUACUCCAUUUGCCGAAUGUUAAAUUGUCGAUAAAACUCGCUUGGGUGUGUCUCGGUGAUCAUCGCGAUCAUCACUCGGCAAUUCCCUGCGCUCCGGAUCGUUUGCCCGAAUAUUCGAGCAAUCAAGAGCACGAUUCGUUUCGGGCGUUCAGAUCGCAGAAUCUCAACGUGAGCUUGUCCCUCGAGACGAAACCGAUUGAGACAGGAUCCCCGAACAUAACGUCGAGCGCACCGACCGCUGUUUUGUACGGCAGUACUUUGAGGUGGUUUGAAAACCUCAAAUUCAUUCUCUCCGGGGCGACGAGACCAACGCGGAAAGGUCCGUUGUUCAAGAACGUAAGACCCCGUAAGAAGCAGCUCAGCAGACACUACCGGAAAGUUCGGCUGACUCUCGCUUUCCAUCGUUUUCACGUCAGUUACUGGAUGUCUUUCGCUAUGCAGCGUGGCUUCGAGGUCACCGGAGGACGCGUCGUGUGCAGCUCGGAACACAAUCUCUCGCUCCAUCCCAUCGAUGACGGUCUCAUUCACCGUCCACGUGCCGAAUGGUCCGUUAUUUAUAUGAAUUGUGAUUUGAGCGAUGCUGAAAUAUGGCUCAAGAGCGCUCUCCAGGAGGAAGAGGAAAGUGCUUCUCUGAGGCAGCCCGUUGAAAAAUGUUACUGUCUCAGUGUAACUCGCGUGAGUUACGGUCGCGAAGCCCUCGUCACAGGCGUCAGCGGCGACAUACCGACUCAUCGCCUCGUCGUGCACGACUUAAAAGGCGCCUGGACCAAGACCAACAGAGACGUCGCUUUCGCGCUCUUCGAUUCGUUCAUUAAGACUCAGCAGCUCAAAAAAAAUUUGUCCACCGCAGCCCUCAAAGCUUUCCAUCGUGAGAGCAGCGUCACACCGCAAAAAAGUCGAGCCAGACCCGUUGAAACCACACCGAGUAGCGCAUCAACCACCGCCCAAGCGACCCCCUCACUCACAUCCAAAACUUCUGGUCAUCAAGGCGAAGCUGCUGGUAUGCUCCAGCGACUCAUUGCCGAAGCUGCCAACAAACCUGUCGCUUUCAGCGAUGACUUGUCAGUUCAGACGAGAGGACAACAACUCAGGGGACUCGCUGCUUGCCACCAGGAUGGAGUGCUUCACAAGAAUUGGCUUAUAAUACUCGUCAACAGUCAAGUUCUUCUCAAAGGCAUUGAAACACGCGGAUACGUUAUCCUUUCGGCUGCGAAAGCUGAAAUAUUGCAAAGAGUUCACAGGCCUGUGUGGCGGGAAAGAACUCUCGUUUCAAAAACAACGUGGGUCGGUUCCCUCGAAUGUAUGCAAUAUUAUGCGACUGUCAGUGCCAAUAUUGAUGAUAAUAUUGAUGAUAACAUCAUGUGGCUUACUCUGGAUAAUAUUCAGGAGAAGGACUCGACCGUAAUAGCUGGACUGCCUGACGUGCCAGCCCUCGUUGGAUCCGGGCAAAGCGUCGGUGGCGUUGUGAGCCAAACGGUCGGUGGCGGUGGGGGCUUGCAGCAUCAACUGCAACGUAUCGUGUCACGCUGCAAAUGUGAAUUUUUUUACGUUGGUUACGGCCAGUCAUUGGAUUCGGAUUGUUUGGACGAGGUGCCACCGCUUCCCCGGGAAGAAGUAACGCCCUGGGAGAGGAAAGACCUUUCGGCUGCGGAUGCGUUUACUUUGAUGCAUCACGACCUCGAUGUUUGCACGAAUUCGUUGCAGUACGCGAUGAUACUCGACGUUGUGAACAAUUUGCUGUUGUACGUUGAGCCACGACGAAAAGAAGCCCUGGAACGUCUCCAGCGUAUGAGGUUUCAGUUACAAUUGCAUUCGGUCGAAGACCAAAAAAUACCGAUUCAACAAUUACAAAAUACUGUUAGAGGUUUAGUCUCGAAACUUCGAAGACUCGAAAGGGAAACUUAUCUUGUACAAAAAGCACUCGCCGAGGAAUCGAGCCCCGAAUUGCUCACGGAAAUGGAGAGACUCGAAGCUUGUGUCUUCGAGUGCAAGGAACAAUUGGGCGCUCGUGCCGAAGAACUUGACGUUAUGCUCAGUUGCUACAAAGAGACGACUGCACCUGCCGUCGCCGCUGCGACUCUCAAAGACAAACCAGCCGCCGUUGCGAGAGCUGCUGAAAUUUGCUUCAAACAUGCCCAGUGGAGAUUGACCGAUGCCGAUGGACAGCUCGGCAUCGCCGAUCUCAUACUCACCAACUUUUUGUAUACUAAAACCAGCAAAACCGAUGACUCCGUCGAACACUUGCUCGAACUUGGUUACGUCAGAAUGACGAAUUUAUUACCCAAUCAAAUUUAUACCGAAGUACUCACCCCCACCGAACUUCAGAGCAACAUGCCUGUCGAUCGGCAACGUGCACUUCGUGUCUUUUGUCGAGAAAAGGCACCGGUCGCUGGCAUCUCCGUUAAAGAACACUUUGAAAUCAACGUUGUACCUCUGACGAUAGGUUUGACGAAAAAAUUUUUCAAUACGAUGCUGAAAUUCUGUUUCCCCGAGCGAGAUCCCGAUGGAAUAGAAGAGCCUCCGGCGCCUCAGCGAGACUCGUCGUUUUACGUGCCGAUGGAGAGGCGAGACGACGUGGAAAAGAUGAAGGAGCGAGCUGACAAAAACAAGCUAUUUAUUUACAUAAAAAUACCGGAAGUUCCGGUCCGUGUCUCGUAUAAGGGCAACAAGGAAAAGAAUUUGGAGGAUGUGCGGGACUUCGCUCUCGUUAUACCGACACUGGAAUACCACAACGUCACGUGGACGUGGCUCGAUCUCCUCCUCGCGAUGAAAAGUGACUCGAGGCGAGUGAUAUUGAGCCAAGCUAUAAAGCAAAAAUUGCAAAUAAAGCCCCGCGGGCCUCAAGAAGAAGCGACGCCUCAAGAGGAGGACAAAGCUCGUCUCUUGUUGGGUGCUAGACAUCUUCCAGGUGACGCACGUAAAAAAAGUGUCUUCAAGUUCAAGUAGAAUAAUCAAAUUUCUUCUCGAAGAUGAUAUGAAAAAGAGAAAAAAUAUAUUCAGCUAAGAACUCUCAGGCACAAUUAAAUUCUUGGUAUUAAUCGAGUUUCUGACUCACUAGUGACGAUUGAUGCACAAAAUUUUGACAAAAUGUGGUGAGCACACGUAGACUUUUUUUGCUGUCGAUGCGGCACAGUGCUCAAACUCGAAAAAACUUUCGGCUGCGUGCAUUUUUCUCGAUUUUUUCUCCCUACAAGGCUGACUAAUAAUAACGCGCGUCGAUAUUUUUGCACGUUUCAAUGAUAUUUCGUAACAUUAGGAGCUUAAUCAAGAUUUUUGUAUUGAUGUAGUUUUUUUUUAUCCUUGUAUUUAUGUCUUUUUAUUUUAUUUUCGUACAUUAUCCGUAUUAAUGUUCGUCACGGCUUGAAAAUGAUCUUGCGGGUUCUUGAUCCACUCAGCACAACAACGUGAUGUGUAUAUUUUUGCAAAUCGCAUAUGUAAAUGGUUGUAUCAUAGCAGACUUAGUAACUUAUUCUUCUUUACGAUAAAAUGAUUAAUUAACAAAUACAUUCUAUUAGGUGAAAA
Messenger RNA from Venturia canescens, 7131 nucleotides. It is a transcript of the gene hob, whose product is annotated as hobbit. The coding region runs from base 235 to 6555 and encodes 2106 amino acids. The transcript is spliced from 16 exons. The record is from RefSeq and is a predicted model, not a curated record. NCBI's taxonomy places the organism in Eukaryota, Metazoa, Arthropoda, Insecta, Hymenoptera, Ichneumonidae.